ACAGGUCUACAGCAGCGCAUAUUAAGUCAGUCUUCCCUCUCAUUACUCAUCAUUUGUCUGUGAACUAGCAUGUUGGAACGGCCACCACUCUCCCAUCCCCUUCUCAAGAUGCAGAUUGGAACCUCAGCCUGUCUCCUUUUAUUAGUGCUGGUUCCUUCUGAAUGUUUUAACAUUGAUACAGGGAAGGCAUGGAGUUACAGAGGGAAAGAAAAGUCCCUAUUUGGACAAAAUGUAAUGCAAUAUAAAUAUGGUGCAGAAAAGGGAGUUUAUGUUUUUUCCCCGUUAAGGGAUCCUGAGAGGAGAACUUUUGAAGGGCUAUUUAAAUGUGAGCUAAAAGAUGAUGAUGAACAUCUGCAAUGUAAAAUGGAGAACAUUAAACUUGCAACAGGACAAGACCAAGUACAGACAGUUGCCCCAUAUCCAAUUAUUUCUCAAGCCAGAAAUUCAGACAGUUAUUUGACUUGUCAGCAGUUCAAGGGGCGGAAACAGAAAACCACAACAGGUGAACUGAAUGGAGUUUCUUUCCUGCUUACAAAUGAGAACGGCACUUUGAAGGAGCAGGUUUAUUCUAAUCUUGCAACAAGCGUGUUUGACUUUUUGGAGGAGAAAAAGAACAAGAACAAAGACAGCAACAAUAACAACAACAACGCUAAAUAUGGACCAUUACUCACUGAAGGUGUAUUUUUUACUGACAAAUUACUGGAAUCAAAGAAUGGCAAUAAAGAAGGCACAAACAGUAAUAACAAUAAUAAUGUAUAUGACAUUGAUGAAGAAGGUGGAACAGAGAUAGCUAUAGUUCUAGAUGGAUCUGGAAGCAUACAGAGUCAUGAUUUCUUGAAGGCAAAGGAGUUUAUAUAUAAUCUGAUCGAAAAGAUAUGGCAAAAAUGCUUUGAGUGUGAAUUUGCUGUUGUACAGUUUGGAAGUAUAAUACAAACAGAAUUUGACCUCCGGGACAGUCGUCAGGACAGCCUCUCUAUUCUACGCAAGGUUAAAGAAAUAAAUCAAGUUAAAAAUGUGACAAGAACAGCAUCUGCCCUUCUCCAUGUUCUAAACAAUAUCUUCAAUGAAAGUCAUGGAUCUAGAGAAAGUGCCAGCAAAAUAAUCUUGGUAUUGACGGAUGGAGAUAUAUUUGACGAUCCAGUGAACAUCACAACUGUCAUCAAUUCCCCAAAGAUGAAAACCAUUGAACGGUUUAUCAUUGGGGUUGGAGGUGUAUUUGACCGAAUGAAUGCCUAUAGAGAGCUAAAGCUUAUUGCUACUGAUGAAAAAGACCAUAUCAUAAGAGUAGAAGACUACUCCAAACUGGACGGGCUAAUCGCUUCCUUGCAGCAGAAGAUGGCUGGAAUUGAAGGUACUAAAGGUGAUUCAUUGGAAUUUGACUUGGCCGAAGUUGGAUUUUCGGCUCAUUUGAAGGAUAAGGAUACUUUGGUGCUGGGAGCAGUGGGUGCCUUUGAUUGGUCUGGGGGUUUGGUGGUGUUUUUCAAGGGUGUUGAACCACCUAAAGUGAGAUUUCUCAACGAGUCAUCUGAUCUUUCAAAGACAGUAGACUACAGCUACUUAGGAUACAGCGUGAGCACAGCUAAAAGAGGCUUGUCCUCUCUGUACAUAGCUGGAGCACCAAGACAUUCUGAUGUUGGGAAAGUCCUUGUCUUUGAAGAAGAUGUUAAACGUUAUCAUCUCUGGCAAACUCUGACAGGGGAACAGCUUGGAUCCUACUUUGGUCAUCAGCUUUGUGCCAUAGAUAUCGAUAAGGAUGGAAAUACAGAUUUUCUUCUGGUUGGGGCACCAUUUUACCACAUCAAGGGAGAAGAAGGACGAGUCUAUCUUUAUAAGCUCGGCGUGGAGAGGAACUUCUCACUUGUUGUAAAACUGGAACAACCAUACUAUUCCUUUGCAAGGUUUGGUUACUCCAUAGCUCAGAUUGGGGACAUCAAUCAUGAUGGAUUUCAAGAUAUUGCUAUAGGAGCACCUCUUGAGGGACAUUUUGAUGAUCCAGAUGCAUUUGGAAGUGUUUACAUUUAUAACAGUAUUGAAAAUGGCAUCCGCACAACACCAUCUCAGAGAAUUAGAGCAACAGUGUUCAAAACAAAGCUGCAGUUCUUUGGUCAAUCAAUAGAUGGAGGCCUGGAUAUAACUGGAGAUGGAUAUCCUGAUAUAGUUGUUGGGGCCUUAGGAAAUGUUAUGGUUCUACAGUCUUGUCCAGUAGUUAAAAUAAGGGCUAUUCUGAACUUUGAGCCUAAUAAAAUCCCUGUGACUCAAGUCAUCAAAAAUGUAACGGCAAUUCUGUGCUUUAUCGUGACACCUUUCAACCAGACAGAACUAAACAAAUCAUUUCUUGAUUACAAAAUGGAGCUGGAUGUCUUCAUGGAGCAGAAACGAAUUAUUCUCCACAAUCCAACCUCUAGCAGAAAAAAACUCUUCCUUGCAUAUGAAAACUGUACUUCAUUUUUGCUAACAGUACAGCCAUGUACUUAUGACUGUUUCAGUGAUAUUGUAAUUAAGGUGUCUUAUACUCUGAAUUCGGAUGUACGAAGAGAUCUCCCACCACCAGUGCUGGAUGGUUAUGAGCAAGAUUAUACCUACAUUCAGUUACCAUACGAAAAGGAUUGCAAUAACAAGUCAAUAUGCAUCCCAAACUUGUCGCUGACCACCCAGGUAUCUCGAAAGCAACUGGUGGUUGGAUAUACCAAAGAUGUGACUGCAACACUGUCCUUAACAAAUUCAGGCGAUCAUUCCUACGUGACAAAUGUGACACUAAUUUACCCAGAAAACCUACAUUUUACCUUGAUUAAACCGCCUAAAAAUCCAGGUGUCGAAUGUUUUGCUCCCAAAAUCACACCAUCAUCUAAUUCUACUAUGACCUGUGGAAUCAGACAUCCUGUGUUUGACGCUUCCACUGAGAUAUUUGCUAUCGUUUGGCAACUAACUGAAGAUAAAUUUUCUGCUCCGGAGGCCACUAUUUAUUAUGUGGUUGACAACUUUAACAACGUCUCAGCUCCACUGGUUCAGAAAACGGUGCUCCCAGUGAGGCAUUCCUUCAGCGCUGUCCUCUCGGUCCACCAGGCUGCAUUUUAUGUGACAAUGCCAUCUCCUCCUCCAGUGUAUGAAGAGAUCCAGUACACAUUUAAUGUGAACUCAGAAAAUCCAUUUGCUGCUGACCUGAGCCUAGAAGUGCAGGUCCCCAUUACUCUGAGAAGUGUUCCUAUUGCAGAAGUUCAGGAUUUACCUCAAUGUAAAAAUGACGCCCAAGCCCGCAGAUGUGGAAAUGAACUGACUAACGAGGAAACCAUGUGUAUUUUUAUCUGGUGCAAAGUCACAUCUAAAAGGGAAGAGAUAAAGAUAACAACGAGAUUACUUCUGCAAAAUCUAAAUGAGCUGUUAAAGGAAACACAAACCUUAAAUGUCACUGGAGAAAUUAUUUACGACCAAACUUUGUAUGUAAACCUGAAGGAGCCAGAUCACAAGGCACAGUUAUCCAUUAUGAUUCUUAAAAAUCAAGAGAUCCCUAUUCUUCCUGUGGUCAUUGGCAGUUCUGUAGGGGGAUUUUUGCUUCUGUUGAUUAUUGUUAUAAUUCUUGUAAAGUGUGGUUUCUUCAAAAGAAAAUAUAAAAAUUUGGACCAGAAUGAUAGAGUGGAAUGAUGAAGGGAAUAAUGAAGUUGAAAUGAAAUGUUCUACAAGAAGGACGACAUACUCAUGCUAAAUUAUUACCACUAGUCAUAAUAUGAAGCAAGCAUUAAUUUCAAUUCAAGCUAAUGAUCCAUGUUCUAUAGUAUGCCAGAUACUGCUAAUGAAAUGCACUGUGUUUUCCAUAUUCUGUAUAACAGGGAAGUCUAUAUAAAUACAGAAUUAUAAAUAAGUUCAGGGGGCCUAAUGGCGUACCUAGAAGGCAGCCAGUUCCUCAUCCCUUGCUUGAUAAAGGGGUUUUCUGGGACUUUGGGGGCUUAUCCUCAGAAUAGGCCAUCAAUAUCAGAACAGCGGGCAUCCUACACCCAUGACCGAUUAUAUGUUUUGAGCACCCACCAGCCCUUGAAACUGUACAAUGGACAGAAGAAUGGGAGUUGAACUGCAGUACCCUGGUAUGGCUACAGCACCAUGGAUGGAACCUUGUGCUUCCAGCUCCAUAUACUGUAUAGUUUUCUGUCCCGUUGGCAGUGCAAAACAGCUGAUCAGUGGGGGCCCCAGAUGUUAGAUCCUCACUGCUCUGAUAUUUACGAUUUAUCCUGAGGACCGCUCUUUUUUCCCUAACAACAUGGUUUACCCUUAUGAUUUAAGCACGAUUCUCAUGGGGUGUUCAGGUUUUUGGUGCACAGAUCCAUUUGUCAUCUGAAAAACACAUUGAGGAGUUUUCUUCAAACUAGUGAUAAGGUAUAGGGGGUGCUAUCAUUCAAGUAAACCACCUCUCAUUUUUAAAAAUCUCUUUAUCGAAUGAAAUCUGCAGCUUGGUUGCAAUGAGAAAUUGAAGGGGUUGUCUGGGUGUUUAAUACUGAAGAUGUAUCCUCAGGAUAGGUCAUCAAUAUCAGAUCGGUGAGAGUCCAACACCCGACACCCCCUUCUGAUCAGCCGUUUAAGGAGGCCACAAUGCUCUGGUGAGCACAGUGACCUCGCAGUUUACCAAGAACAGUGCCAUCCAUUGGAUAGCAGCUGUGCUUGGUAUUGCAGCUCAGCCCCAUUCACUUGAAUGGGUCUGAGUUGUGUCUAGGCCACAUGACUGAUAAGUGUGGAAGCAACCUCUUCAAAUAGCUGAUUGGCAGGGUUCUGGGGCUCAACGAUCAGAUAUUGAUAGGCCAUCAUUAUGAAAUUUUUGGACAAGACUUUUAAUCAACUUUUCCUUUGCACUCGCUUUGAGAUCAUCUAUACUCAUGUGAUGAAAACCCUGUUUCUUUCUGUGCCAAGCAGCACCCACAAGUUGAGUGGUCAUCUUAAAGAUGAGUUUGUUUGGAGUGCACCUGCCCUAUGAGACACAGAAAAUUGUUAGAUAGUGUCACCCCAGCCUUUGCUUGCACAGAAAAUAGUUCCUCAAACACAGCCCCAGCAAAUUCCAUUAACAAACAGCACUCCCCUCCGUGAAAUUUCCUUCUCCGUUGUCUAGAAAGAGAUACCACUAUAUAUUUGUGUGAAUUGAGAACCAGUCAAAAACAAAUGAAAGGUGUCCGGGCCACGUCACCUGCUUCUCUAUCAAUAUGCUGGCAUUGAAUACAGGAGAAGGUGGACCAGAAUUUUGACCACAGGAGAAACAGCAGGGGGCGCUACCAGAGAGGAAAAUGUAAUGCAUGUGAAAAACCCAAUUUUUUUUUAUUGCAUUUAUAUUGCAGUAAUACUUCAUUUGCAAAGCUCUUUUCCUUGCAUAGUAACACUCUUCAUGGGAUAACCCCUUUAGAUGGAGUUCUUUAUAGAUCCUAUUACACAAAUCAAUUAAUUAGUAAAGCCUUGCAAGAUUACAAGAAUACUAAAAUAAGAAAAUAUCCAAGCUUCUUCAAAUUGUAUAUGUACCUGUAGUUUGUAUCUGCAUGCAUAUAGCUCUGCUAAUAGAGACCCCAACAAAUUAAUGGCUCUAAUAUCCCUUUAAAGGGUUUGUUUCACCUCCUUUCUUCUGUGCAGCAGGCCCAGAUUUCUGCUGUUCUAUGGGGCUGGUGCCUGUGAACAUGACUGGCACCACAGGCCAGCAGCGCUGAGAAGCUGUAGUUCCCUAUGUGACUGUGAGUGCACGCUGCCGCACUGUGAGAGAUCCAUAGGACAUACGGGGACAGGAGCAUGGCAUGAAAGACUAUGCGCGCGCGCUCUCGCUAUUUCUUUUCAGAGUGCAACCGUGGCCACCACUGGUGCAUUCCAGCGGUGGCCGUAACCCCUAGAGAUGAGCAGUGUAUAAAGACAAGGAAAAUUAUGAGAAGAAAGAUCAGGCAGCAUUAUUGUAACAUAAAGCAUAUUAGUAAGUUACUUAUAUUAGGUUGGUACACAUCAUAAAUGUCACUUAAUGUGAUGAGACAAACCUUUUAAGGAAUUAUUUAAAGGGGUUUCCUACUACAAACUUUUCUGGUAGAUAUUGAUUGCCUAGGCUAGAGGGGUUCCAUUGCACCCUUGCAUUUCAAGGCUCCCUUUGUAAUAUUAGCUUACUACAAGUAUGAAAGUUCGUAUGCUUAUGUAGACUCACCAAAGGUUUCUAACAGUUUCUUAGAUCUCUGCUCUGUGCUGUUAAUUUAUUAUUGCUCCUGGAAAUGGAUUGACAAGUGGUCGUUUAUUGAGGUGUCCCUACACACUCCCACCUUGUCCAAUCUCUGCUGACAGUGUCAGACUCAUAGCAUAUUUCUCAAUAAAAGACAGUCCA
Molecule: messenger RNA, 6322 nt
Organism: Bufo gargarizans (Asiatic toad)
Lineage: Eukaryota; Metazoa; Chordata; Amphibia; Anura; Bufonidae
Gene: ITGAE
Product: integrin subunit alpha E
Exons: 32
Coding region: 70-3639 (1189 amino acids)
Biological process (GO): cell-cell adhesion; cell-matrix adhesion; cell adhesion mediated by integrin
Cellular component (GO): integrin complex; external side of plasma membrane
Molecular function (GO): integrin binding
Source: RefSeq, a predicted model, not a curated record